This is a messenger RNA of Cercospora beticola, 1269 nucleotides long. RefSeq lists its product as uncharacterized. Lineage: Eukaryota; Fungi; Ascomycota; Dothideomycetes; Mycosphaerellales; Mycosphaerellaceae. The record is from RefSeq and is a predicted model, not a curated record. Gene Ontology annotation, molecular function: protein binding.
CAGCCGGUCAUCACACUUUACUUCUACUCAACACACUGGAAUUUUGAAAUCGCCAUGGCAUGGCUUAAUACGGAUAUCAAGUCGACGCUAGCAUCUCUUCCACCACCAUCUCUGGACGAGUUCGACUUUGACGCUGUGUUGAAUCCAUCUGAUCCUUCGCUGUCUGCCGAUCAUACAGUGCCUGCUGACGCCAUGUCACUCAGUAAGGAGAUCGAGGGUGCCUCAGAAGCGGGCAAUCUUACUGCCGUGAGACAAUCUCUCGCCGCAUAUCGGCAAGUGGUCGACAGGCCGGAUCAUCAUGCCGCCCGCCGCUCUCUUCUCCUAGCCAUCGAACAUGAACAUCACGAAAUCGUAGCAUACCUGUUGUCCGAAAACAUACCAGUUUCCCACGUUGAGGUAAAACAAGCGGUCUCGAGGGGAGACAGAAUCAUCCUCAAAUUGUUGUUCGAGCAUGCGUGGGCUAUCAACAAAGCAUUGUCGUGGGAUGAACCGCCAGCGCUCGCAUAUGCUGUCACGGACGAGGAUCUCACUGCGUGGUUCUUGACGAUGGGGGCGGACCCCAACGCCAGCUGCAUGAUGGGCAGGACACCGCUAUCCUCUGCUAUUCAAUAUGCUUCCUUCCGCGUCGUCGAAAUGCUAUUCGAUCACGGCGGCAACAUUGAGCAAAGCUCGUUGCUCCACGCCGCCAUCGGGCGUGAAAAUGGGCGCGAGCGCGAGCAGAUGGUCGAGUACCUCUUGCAAAAAGGCGCUCCGGUGAAUGCGGUGCUGCACCAAGACGACAGGCCUGAAGCAUAUCGGAUGCAUGAGGCCUUCGGCCUAGGCACUCCUUUGCAUUUCGCCGCAGCGAAAGGCUACGAGGACAUUUUGAGACUUCUCGUCAGACAUGGGGCGAAGCUGGACAUUAAAGAUUCUUGUGGACAAGUGGCGUUAGAAAGGGCGGAGAUGGAGGGCCAUGAAGCUGCGGCGCAGUUCUUGAGGGACCAGAUCUCUCUUAUGACAGCUCGACUUUGAUGGUGAAUCGUCCGAACGAUCCAGGAAUUGAUGAGAAUAUCCAAACAGAUAUUGAUUGCAGCCUCACAUGAACACGAAGUGAAGCGGGGGCGGGGACGAGCGGGCGCGCUUGCGGAGAACACCACCACCACGCCACACAAGCCCGCAGCAAUACGACAGAGAUUCGCAAACAUCUUGGGCAAGUGGAUUGGCCCCCGGAACGCCCUCCUUCCUCACAUCCGAGCAACGGAACGACUCCAGACGCCUCUCCCGAAUAAA